GAAGGGCACUGUACUGCAUCCAUAUCAGAGGAUCAUGAGACAACAUGUUGGGGCUGUGGGUUGCACCUUCUUCUUGAAACUGAUUCAACUAUAUUCAAGUGUGGAUGGUGUGGAGCAAUAACUCACGAAAACAAAGCUUUGAGGAAACCUGAUAGUAUAUGCUUUUCUCGUUGGAGACUUGUGCGGGACCGCUUCUUUGUUACUGUUCUUCUCAUCUUCGUGUUAUUUGUGAUAUGUGCUGGUGUUUGGGCGGUAUACCCAGUUGUUUUCUCAGUCAGCUAUUUUUGUGGGAUUUUCCACUCCACAAUAACAGCCAUUUUGUCUGUCAGUACCAUAUUUAGUUUCUGCCUGGCAGCCUUUAGGUCUGCUGGCUCACCACCAAACAUACUCUGGGGUAGUUUUCAUGUUGUGGCAAAAGGUGACCUAGAGAACUACACUUUUUGUGUUUACUGUGCAAAGCCAAAGCCUCCAGGAGCACAUCAUUGCCGUUCAUGUAGAAUGUGUGUGUUGGACAUGGAUCAUCAUUGCCCAUUUAUAGGCAAUUGCGUAGGAGCAGCAAACCACCGGUUUUUCAUUGCAUUCCUCAUCUCUGCAAUCAUUAGUUGCACUUAUGUUGUUCUGAUGACAUCAUUUGCUGGGUCUCAUACGUGGCCUCCUUUGGAGUUUAGAACACUUGGCUCAACUGGCUUCCACGAUGUGAGUGGUGCAAGGUUUGCAAAGGAGAUCAUUGCGGCCUUAGCUAGCUCAGCGCUGCGCCUCUCAGCAAGAGGCUUUGUUCUUAUUUAUUUGGCAUUUGCAUGCCUGUCUGUGGAGAUUGGUUUAAGUGCAUUGUUGUGGCAGCAGCUCUAUUAUAUCUAUGAAGGUAGAACUUACAUCAACCGCAUAAAUUCACUGAAUGCUUGGCGUGGAGAAAAGGGACUCCAAAACCUUUUGCGUUUUUUCGGUUGUCCAUAUUCAGUUUUCAGAGUAUUACUGCAUCCUGCCAGUGCUGGAAAGUUGCAAGACACAUCAAGCUCCAAGCUCUUAUAGAGAUAUUAUACUAAAUGAUGUCGCACUUUUGGAGUUUGCGUUAUGGCACACUUUGCUUACCAAGAUGUCAAAUACUAGAACCAAGCAGUCUUCAGCUGAGUUUGAGGACAUUUUGGUAUGGACAAAAACUGAAUGGAUUGGCAGCUAGCUGGAAAAUUUUUCUAUUUUCUUUCUGUAAUAUUGCAAUCCACCAGACUUAGUUAUUACUGUACUUUCUGUCUUCGUCAGUGUAAGGUCCCCUGUUGCUAAAUUAAAUAUUUGAAGUGCGAAACUGGAUUUUCACUCUUA
Elaeis guineensis (African oil palm) is the source of this 1317-nucleotide messenger RNA. The record is from RefSeq and is a predicted model, not a curated record. NCBI's taxonomy places the organism in Eukaryota, Viridiplantae, Streptophyta, Magnoliopsida, Arecales, Arecaceae.